GGAAGUCUGAGGAGUGAAUACAAACCGCUUGAUAGAGUUGCUGAAUUAAGAAGUGACACUGCAGUGGUGGAUGACGAUAUGGAAAACGAUCUCGUAGAUAUACAGCCAUUUGAUUCGGGAGAUACUAUCAGCGAAGUAUUUUUGAAUGUGAAGUUUGCUUCACGGGGAGUUACAGAGGCUUCGGUUGAAGUUAGCGUUUUGUCAAUCCCACAGCAGGUGCAGAACAUCGAGCAUUCCACUGCAUUCAUUGAUCAACAACUGUCUAACGAUGCUUUGUUGGGAAGUAAACCGUUCAAGACGGAAGCUUCUUUACCCAGGACCAGUUCUCAGAUUCCUGUGCUUGAUGCACAUCCCUCUGUCAUUACACAGAAGCGUGGUAUUAGUUUGGCGGCCAAGUCAACGCAGAUGGGGAAGGAAUCAUCUGCUUCUCAAGAACCUGCGAAUACUUUUGAGAUGAACAAUGAAAGCAAUUUUGCUGAGGAUUCUGCCAGUGAAAUCGAACCACCUGUACUGGAUGGACCCAUUAUUGGAUCGCCACAAUGUGAAUAUAAAGCUGGAGUAGACAUGCCUCCAACACUUAUGGCUGAUGGUGUCGUAAACAAAGAAAAUCCAAAGCCAAUGCAUUAUGUAGUUGGUGAAAUCUAUAGAGUUCAUACACCAAAUGGUACUGAACAAGAAGUGCAAUUAGCAGUCAUGGAUGAUGCCGUAGAUCAUCGCCACUCUUUGGACCUUUUAGGCACGGAAGCAUUAGUGAAUGCCAAUGGCGAGAUAGUGGACAUGACCCCUGAGGACACCUAUGCUGCGAUUGACAUAUGUGACAUCGAAUUCAACUUUCUUGACGAAAAGAACGUCGUUUGUGGCCUCUGUGGAGAGGUGGUGGUGUAUGCGACACUCUUCACUGGCCAUCUCGCAAGAAUACAUCCUGAGAUGUUGGAACCAGACAUGGUGAUUGGUGAUAUGACAUAUAUCGAUUACUUGAAAUCAAAGCUAGAAACCGAUAGGAAGAACAUACAAAAUGGAUUCAAGUUUGCGAAGCAAUCGAUAUACCGAAAAACACCUCGUAAGGUCAGCCAAAUUCGCAUUAAUCCAUCCGAAAUGAACAUGGCUCAGCUCGAAGUUGCGUUGCGGAAGAAGCUGCUGGAAAAGAUGGGACGAAGAGUCAGUUGUUUUGGGUUUUUACUUAUAAUUCCACAUUUUGCUGCUAUGUAUAGGCAACAUUUUCCUGAAACGACGCUGCGCUUCAAAGUUUUGUUCUCAAAUGACAAAGUAAUGCUGAUGCCAAUGAGAAACGAUGACUGGCGCGAAAUUUCUUUCAUGAAUCUGGUUUCAUUUUACUUCUGUUCGUUCAUUCUUUUCUCCGUGACUUGGCCUAAAAAUAUGGGUGAAGGAAUUGAUCGAACGUCUGUAAUCAGGCUUGAGUGGCCUAAAUGGUGA
Molecule: messenger RNA, 1434 nt
Organism: Strongylus vulgaris
Lineage: Eukaryota; Metazoa; Nematoda; Chromadorea; Rhabditida; Strongylidae
Source: the annotation of a GenBank genome assembly